Parasteatoda tepidariorum (common house spider) is the source of this 2382-nucleotide messenger RNA. The record is from RefSeq and is a predicted model, not a curated record. NCBI's taxonomy places the organism in Eukaryota, Metazoa, Arthropoda, Arachnida, Araneae, Theridiidae.
AUGCAUAUUAACCAAACGGUUAUUACUUUGGCUAUUUCUAAAAGAGAUGCCGAAUCAGAUGCAGAGUAUGAGAAAGCAAUGCAAGAAAUAGAUGAUCGGAAAUCUACGUGUAAAGGUUUAGAGUACGCUGGCCAUGUCACGGGUCUCGUAACGGACCUAAUAGGCGAUAUCCCCGAAAUUCCUCUAGUCACUGAUGUCCUAAAAAUAGCAACUUCCGGCAUAGCCGCGGUCGCUCACGUUGCCGAAUUCGGAAUGAACAUAGCUGCGACAGCCUUGGAGUGUGAUGACGUGAAUUUCGAUGAAAUUAAAUUGAUCAUGGAGAAAAGAUUUAAUGAAGUUGAUAGGAAACUCGACAAGCUAACUCAGGCAAUGGAAAAAGUUACCGAAAUCGUAACUAAAACUUUAGAUGCUGUUGAAAAAACUCGAACAGAAAUGAAUUGGGGAUUUAAACAGGUACUGGCCACCUUAAAAAAUAUGGAAAUACAGUCAAUUCUCAGUAGAAUCAAUAAGUUUUCUCGAUAUUUCGAAAGAAAGAGCAACGAAUUAAGCAAACUCCCCGCGGAUGAGUUCGUUUUUCAACUAAAAGAAGAAAAUGGAAUUCUAGAUUAUUUAAAUAAAGCCCAAAUGCCAGAAGGUUUGCAUUCUGAUUUGUUUGAACUCAUGGAUAAAAGUACUAAAUUUUCGAUUCCUGAAAACACUGAGGAUACCAAAGCUUUCCAAGCUCUAUACGCUCUAUUUUAUGGGACACAAACAUAUGCAUCUGUAAUGUUCUUCCUCUUGAAGCAACAUUCUUAUCUAGCUGAUUAUUAUUAUCAAAGUGGCGAAGACGUAAACUUCAAUGAGCAAUUCGAUCAUUUAAAGAAAGUCUUUCAUGGUUUUAAGACAGCACUCACUGGAAGCAAUGGUUUAAUUAAUGAAGUGAUAAAAACAUUGGAAGACGUCAAAGAACUAGAGUUCAUCAAAAAUGUUAAAAAUGAUUUAUAUGCAGACAUUUGUAUGAGAGAAGAUUCAUUAAAAGAUGUCAAAACUGUGAUCACAGAAAUGGAAAUAGAUGUCAUUGUUGAUGUUCCGCAACACAUCGAUAACAUCAACUUUAAAGAACCUAUUGUUGUUUCUAACUAUGGAGAUUGGGAUGAUAAAUCUAAGGUAAGGUACGCAGUGCAACUGAGGGAAAAUGGAACGUACUCUAAAUUUAGUGAAUGGACGGAACCAUUAAAAAUAGAAGGUAAAGCAAACCCAGUUCUCCAAGUGCCCAGAGAUGAAAAUAGAAGAGAGAGGCUCGUUUUUCGAAAAUUCAAUGAAGAGAAACCACAAUUAGUUGGCAUUUUGACAAAAUCUCAGGUGGAGUUUCGAGAUAUUAAUCGAGAUCUUUACAAUGCUGCAAGAAGUAAGGACCAGAAUAGGACAUUAGAGUAUAUUCCUACACUUCUGGAGGCCGGAGCUAACGUCCAUGCUACUUUUGAAAUGAGAAGAACUGUCAUGCACGCUGCAGCUGAAAGUGGAAAUGUUAAAAUUGCUUUGAGAUACCUUUUAGAAGAAGUACCUGUAGACUCCCGAGAUGAAAAGGGAUUUACACCGAUGCAUAUAGCUGUCGAUACUAAAAAUGCCGGUUUUGUGAACUUCUUAAUCACCCAUAAUGCAAACGUAAAUGCCCAGACUAAUUUAAAUAAAUUAACACCAUUCAAUGAAAUUAAAAUCAAUCAAAGAGAAAAAUCAGGGUACACACCUUUGCAUUAUGCUGUUCGUGGUACUGUAAAAGCAAUCAAAGCAUUGCUUUCUAAGAAACACAUUUUAGUAAAUGCUAAGUCAGACUUUGGUCUGACUCCUUUUCACUUGGCUGUUAUGAAAGGUGAUCGAGAAAUAUGUGAUGCUUUACUAAGCAGUGGUAAAGUAGAAGUCAAUGCUGGAAAUAAAAAUAACAUGACGCCACUUCAUUUUGCAGCCAUGGCGGGAAAUGUAGACAUGAUUCAGUACCUUCUCUCAGGAAAAAAGGAAGUUGAAGAUGUAAAUAUUAAUGCUGUAACAUCUGACAAUAAUUGGACACCGCUUGAGAUGGCUAUUUAUUUUGAGAAAACAGAUGCCGCUCUUGAAUUACUUAAGAACCCCAAAGUUGAUACCAGUAUAAAUUCCAAAGAAUAUAUCACACCAUUGCAUCUUUCAGUUGCCACUGGACAAGCACCCAUUUUUGAUGAAUUAUUAAAAAAAGAAUCGAGGAGAAAACGAAGCAUGGAGCCUGAAAUCGAAGCAAAAACAAAAGAGGGUUACACUGCCCCCUUCAUCUGGCUGCCUUACGAGAUGAUACAAGUUAUUCUAAGGAAUUGCUUAGUAAAGGAGCAAAUAAAAAUGCAACAUCCAAUGAUGCUUCCACUCCUUUGCACUUAG